AUGGCGCCGUUCGCGGAGCGCGUGGACGGGCGUGAGGGCGCGGAGGGGGAGGAAGAGGCGAGGUGGGCGCGGGCGACGCGCGGGCGAGCGAUGGGAGCGAUCGAGCGAGUGCUCGUGGGAGAGGGCGGAGCGGCGCGGACGCUGAACGGACGAAACGCGAGCGCGGCGUCGACGUCGACGAUUGGUGGAGGACGAAAGGGGCGCGAUGCGGAUGGAGAGGCGGAGAAGAACGCGAUGUACGUGAGGUUGUGCGAGGUGGAUGGGUCGGACGAGAGAGCGCGGGCGGUGGAUGGUGUGAUUGAGGCGUUGGAACGGAGCGCGGCUGCUUCGGAUUCUAUUCGACGGUUGGUUUUCGCGCUGAGCGAUACGAGGCGGCGAGAUGCGUCGACGGCUCGCUCCGGGAGUGGUGUAGAGGUAUUCGGAAGCGUCGAUGCGCUCGGUCAGACGUGUGGGGUGCCCGUGAGCGGGACGCCGGAUUGCGGGAGGCUUCGGAGCACGCGCCCUGACGCACCGUUUGGAGCGGGCGAGACGUCAGAGGCAUCAACGUACACGGUUCCGACGCUUCGACACGGAUCCGUGUUCGGUGCUAUCACGUCUGUAUAUGAUACCGAAGAGGACGUGGAGGCCGCGACGCGUUCGAUGCCUCUUGCGACGAGCGAGCUUGACAUGGUCGUCGCGGAAGAGUCAGCGAAUCGGGAGAACGACGAGAACGCAGUGGCGUGGUUAGCUGCAGCCGAGGUCAUGGCGACAACGUCGUCCAAAGGGGCGUGCUGGGACGAAACAUCGACUGCAGUCCGUGAGCUUGCGAGCGCCCUGGACUCCACGCGUUUCGACGCGGCGUAUAGAAGUGUGUUUCGCGCGGUGAAGGGACUGGAGAGCGAACCGACGAUUGCGAGUGAAAGCGAUUGCUCGCACGUCGCCAUGGCCGCUUUAGGUGGGUGCCAAACAAGCUCGGAUAUCAUAUGCGCGGUGGCGUCAGGGGCGAACGGCACUCGCAUGCGUUUCACGGCGAGCUCGAGUUUGGCGUUCAGACAUGCACUUAAAAUCACUGCGCCGGCGGCGGAGCGACGAUGCGAACUGGAUUUCAUCCUAGAGCAAAUGACGACGCCGUACAUGCGACCGGUAGCGAGUUCGGUUCGAGAUAUUCUUCGCGCGCACAAGUUGGCUCUGCAGUCGAUGCCGCAGGUGGUGAUGGAGCGGCGCGACGCUGAGCGCGACAAUGACGCCCUCACGCAGAAAUGCGCCGACGUCACUGUGCUCGAGCUCACCGCACACACGAAGCGUUUACGGCGUCAGAUCGACGUCAUUUUCAACAUGCUGACGGAAAAGAAGUUUGCAGAAACGAGAUUGGUGAGCCAUGUCAAGCUUUUGCGGCGAUUGGAGACGUCACUGUCGCACGUUGAGGACGAAGAGACGCCGAUGAUCCAAUACAUGUACGCCAAAGCAGUGAAACCCGUCUUUGACGAUACACUUGCAUGGAUGUUCCACGCCGCGUCGUCCGGAUCAACUUCCGACUUUUACAUAUGUUGCUCUUGCGACUGGGCACAACUCCGGAUAUUUGAGGAAUACCGAUCCGGCCGAGACAGACCGUAUUGGCUCGGUGGCAAAGUGCACGAUGGGGAAGACGAGGACGCCGAGAUGGAUUCACUCAACCUCGCGUGUCUUCGCCCGGGCUACCUUCCUGCGCUCGUCGCCCACGAAGCGAAUGAUGUACUGAACAUUGGAUUACAGUUGCGCAUACUCCAGAGAUUGCCUCAAACGCGAGCGUUCGCCUGUGAAGUUGGCGGCGCUUUCGCCGAGGUGUCCGCAUUCGAGGCACACACAGAGCGUGAUGCGCGGCAGUGGCUCAAUCGAGUGCGACUUCUCGGUUCGAAAGUUAUGACUCUUGCGCGUGAAAGCCUGGAUAGUAUGCGUACAGCCCGAGAACAGAGGGCUUCGGAAGUUGAAGCUGCUCGCUUGGAGGCAAUCGCGCAGGCAAAAUCAGCAUCCAUUGUGCGAGAGAAGGCUCGUCUUGACAAAUUGUUGGCGAUCGAGCAGACAAAGGCCGCAGAGCGCAAGGUUGCCCUCGAGGAACUCGACGAGCGCGAGCAACAACGGCGCACCGCGCGCGAGACGCGCAUCGCUGAAGAGCGCGCGUGGUUGGAACAUGAAGAGGCUGAGCAUCGCAAAGCUGAGCGACAGAAGGCUGAGGCGAAGAUGGAGGAGAAACGGAUGAGGUUGGAAACUGAAAACGCCAAGACACAAUGGUUUGCAUGGAACAAAGCGCGUCUUGGUCUCUCGGAGAAGAGAAGAGCGUUCGUGCGCAGACUCGAGGCCGAGGAAGAGGAAGGAGCCAUAGCGGCUUUGGCGGAUGCGAUGCGUGACGGUGUGAAAAUCAAGCCGAGUCGUCUCGUCAUAGAGCCGUUCGUGAGCUCUUUGAGCACGCGCGAAGUUGACGAUAAGAGUGGUGGUGACACGACAUCAGACGACGCACUUUCGAAUUAUGUCGACUUGGAUGAAGCUCUUGACGUAUCCAUGGAGAGAUCCGAAUCCAAAGAAUCACUCAAAUCUCCGAUCGCGCUCGUAAUGGAUCAACAUGACGACACGGUCGCACUCAAAGACGACACGGAAAAAGAACGGGCACUUGACGUAUCGAACAUUAACCCCGUCGUCGCUCAGCCAUUCAUCUCGACCGUUAGCGAUCCGGAAUACCUGGGCGAGUCAUGUGGUGCUCCGUUACCUCUUAUACUCAAUCAGGAAAUGCGGGAAAUUGUUGCACGUCAGUCCGUCACCAUCGGGCAUUACGUAUCGACAGUUCUGCUCGAUCACCUCGCGCUCGAAGCGCACCUGGAUGCGGUUUUACGUUUCGCCAUGGCCGGGGAUAUGUCUUUCUGUGAUAUGUUGUUGCAACACAUGCGCGAAUUGUGCUUCGACGCGAAAGUGCAAAUGACGCGAACGGUGACUGUGCUUUUGAGCAAAGCUCUCGAAGGGGCGAUCGAUAAAAUUGGCUCACGCGACGAUUCUUUCUGUGAGCGCCUACGUAUGCGAGAAAGGACAGACGUCCUGGUCACUUUCAACACCGAAAGCUUAAAUCUGUGCAGUGCGUUUGAAUGUGUGUACGCCGUGCCGUGGCCCAUGAACCUGGUGUUCGCAAACGUGGAUGAGGAUUUUGCCUUGGCGCACACUCAGUCAGCUUUGUUUCAGAUACGAUACGCUGCCAUCGCAGUGAAAGAGGUCUCGGCCUUGAUCCAUGCGAGCUCGAAAUCGAGGGUGCUGAUGGAUUCCACGCAGACGAAUGCAGACUUGAGAUCACGCCGCUUGCGCAAAUAUUCAGCCGCGGUGGCGGCGCUUCAACACUUCGUCGACGCCCUACACGGACAUGUUUUUGAAGCUAUUCACGUCGGCGCGCGCCAGACCUUGUUCGAUGAGUUACGAGACGAGAAUGGUGAGAUCAUUCCCAUCGGCAUCCACGCCACGUGCUCCGUCAUCGACCGUUUUUGUGCUCAGGCGCACGCUGCGUGUUUUUUGCGUCCUGUUGACACCGCGCUCAAAGCUUUAAUCGACGACGGUCUACAACUUGCCUUGGAUUUCCGGGCGCUGUUCUCAUCUAUAAACGAAGAGACAUUGCUGGCCGACGGCGAUGUGUUCAUCGCCGCUCAGCAGAUACACGCAAAGUUCCACACGUUGAUGACGCAACUGUGCUUCCGCGCGCGCAUCACGUCGAGCGAAUCGGCGAGAGGACUGAUCCACCGCUUGGAUUUCAACGAGUUCUAUCUCUCCGCGGCGAUUGAUUUAGAAUUUUAG
Molecule: messenger RNA, 3783 nt
Organism: Ostreococcus tauri
Lineage: Eukaryota; Viridiplantae; Chlorophyta; Mamiellophyceae; Mamiellales; Bathycoccaceae
Product: Spc97/Spc98
Exons: 1
Coding region: 1-3783 (1260 amino acids)
Biological process (GO): microtubule nucleation; mitotic cell cycle; spindle assembly
Cellular component (GO): gamma-tubulin complex; equatorial microtubule organizing center; spindle pole
Molecular function (GO): microtubule minus-end binding; gamma-tubulin binding
Source: RefSeq, a predicted model, not a curated record